AUGGUUUUGGCAACAACGAUAUCGAGGGCGAUGGACGAACUUCGGACCGAUCGGACGAGGCAGCUGAGUAUGCAUUUCCUGCUAUGGACAAGUGAACUGAGGUGGACUCGCGAGCGGGAAGUGAAUAAAUCGAUCGUCUUAGGUGACUGUGAACUGUUAAGUGCCAGUGUAGUGAAAAUCUUAAAAACUGAACAACAUCAGUACUCCCGGUUCAAAGAGCCGCACCACACCAGCGAAAGUAGUUUCAUCACGACGUCGAGAAGUGGAUCGAAGGACACCGAGGAUAAAUACCAAUCUGUGCUAGGAGCCAUAGCCUCUCGGUACGAGCUUUUCAACGGUUCGUUCCACUGGUUAAUAAUUGAUAAAAAACCAAACAUCAACAACGCCACAAGCGCCACCGAUGCAACCGCCGAAACGAUAGCACUGGCCGCAUCCGACCCGGAACGAUGGACGCGGGAGUACCGAUUACGGUCCGAACACGGCCCAAUCCGCCGUACGGUCAACACUUGCCCAUUGGAAAAUUGUACAAAGCCAUCGAACCCUCGCGGUGAACAUUAUGGUUCAAGUAUGGGACGCUUGGACCGUGAGCUCGAUGCUGCCGCCGAUGAUGACGAUGACGGUAAUGAUGGUGAUGUUGGUCCUGCUGCUGCUGCUUGUGAUUAUUACUAUGCUGGUCCGGCUGAUGGCGAUGUUGUUGAUGAAACUUUCGGUCGGUUCCAAACAAUGAACAUCAGUAUCAACGCGGAAAUUACGUUGGUAAAAGCAUUGGAGGCAGAUGCAUCCUAUCGGACCUUUGCGCUAUUCGAUAUAUGGAACCCAGGCUUCAUUAGUGGAGGUCAGCUGAACGUAACCGCCAUGGGAAAUUACACCGCGGAUCAAGCCUGUGGCGGAAACGAUGUUGGCGAUGCUGGGCUGCUGUACGUGCGUUUUCGGGACAGCACCGUUGUGCGCCGUAGAAACAUGAACGGGCUUAGGCUGAAGAUUAUGACCGUUGUAACGCAGAAGCCACGGGAGCCAUUUGAAGAGUACCUGUCGACGCCGAAAAAUACACACCUGGACUCGGUGCAUCGGUACAACUUCGGGUUGAUGAGCUAUUUGAAAAACUAUUUCAAUUUCAGCUUCAUUAUGAGACGAACCAAGAGCUGGGGCUAUCUGCGGAAUGGGACUUUUGACGGCAUGAUUGGCGCACUGGCCAGGCGGGAAGUCGAUCUCGGAGGGUCGCCGAUGUUCUUCCGACAGGAGCGGCACCGGGUGGUCAGCUACACGACCCGUUCGUUCAUAGAAAGACCGUGCUUCAUUUUCCGACAUCCAAGACGGCAGAGUACGGUGCGGAACCUUUUUCUGCUACCUUUCGAAACUGAGAUCUGGUACAUGAUGGUGGUUUGCGGCGCGAUUCUGGUUAUCGUUCUAUUCUCCAGCUUCUACUUCGAAGAUUCAGGCUUUGUUCGCAGAGGAAAAAGUUCGAUACACACUAACAAGUUUGGAUCUUUGAAAAUUGAGGAUGACGAAAGUUAUUACGGAGAUAGUUUUCAUCUCAAUGGCAAUGGCAGUAUCGGAAGGCGGCUUUCCGAGUCACAACAUCUGCAGCACUAUCGCGAUGGCACAAAGGAAAAUGUUCUUUUUAAUGACACAAAUAAAAGUAACAACGAUGAUCCUCGCCAUCAUCAUCAGCAGCAACGCCACCGUCGCUUUCGAAGUCUUGAGAAGUGCAAUCUUCAACGGCGGAAAACACUGAGCCGGAGGCAUCUUUUCAGUCGGCAACGUCAACAGCUAUGGCAAGCUCAGACAGCGGCAUGUGCAAAUAACAGUAGCGAAAGCGCCAACAUCAAAACGGCUGCUGCAGCGGAAACCGGCGCUGGCGGAAUCCUGCAACAAAGAGUGCACUUUUUCCAGCAUCCAUUCGCCGACAAGGGCGGCAAAGGCAGCGACAAUCGCGUUGAUGUCGUCGGUGCCAUGCAGGAUGCGCGUCAAAGCGGUUCCGCGAACUGCAAUUAUGAAGCGGAAAAAUUAUCGAAAAGCAUUUUGCUUUUCCUCGGAGGUGUCUGUCAACAAGGUCUGUCGGAGAUACCUCGCCUGGCGUCUGGAAAAUGCACGUCGAUGUUCAUCCUAGUUUUCGGUUAUCUCAUGUUCCAGUACUACUCGGCCAGUAUAGUUGGAUCGCUUCUCAUGGAACCACCUAAACACAUUCGAACUAUUCGGAACCUUAUCGACAGCCGGCUCACUUUGGGCAUCGAAGAUAUCCCGUACACCAGGGAUUACUUUGUGCGCACCACCGACGAGGACUCGCUCGAACUGUUCCGUACCCGGGUGAGCUUCCAAAACAGGAAAACCGGACAGAACGAAUCGCACUUUCUAAAUGCAGCCGACGGGUUGAGCCUGGUGAAAGCCGGCGGAUACGCGUUCCACGUGGCCGUUUCGGCCGGCUACAGAAUCAUACGGGAAACGUUCAGCGAACGGGAAGUUUGCGAAUUGGCCGAAAUUGACAUGUUUCCCAAGUCGGCCCAGUGGAUGGUGGCAAUCGUGCAGAAAAAUUCCCCCUACCGGGAUGUCAUAACGUACGGAUUACGACGCCUGAAUGAAGCCGGCAUAAUGGACCACCAGAGACACGUUUGGCAGGAACCGAAGCCAAAAUGUGUGCGCAAAAUGGCACCGACCGAUCUGAUUGUUGGCAUGGAGAGUGUUUAUUCGGCGUUUAUCUUGCUGCUGGCCGGGGCACUCGUGUCCAUUGGCUUACUGCUGAUUGAGAUGCUGCAUCAUCAGUUGCGACUGGCGAAAAACUGCCCGCCAUCGGAAUACCAAGAGCAAUAUCAUCAUCAUCAUCAUCAUCGCCAAUUCAAUGUUGGGAAUUUACCGCAGCACCAGCAGCUACAACUACAACAAGGACAAAAACCAGCGCAGCGCUGGGAUCACGACUUGAUGGAAACCACCAAAGAAGCAGGUUUAAACGAGAAAAUAAUAUCUUUUGUUAGUGAGCAUCCCGUUCUUUAUGACAAAGGUUCACGGUCGUAUAAGAACAAUUCAGCACGGAAUAAAUUAUGGGCUGAAUUGGCAAACUCAUUGGAAAUGGAUGUAAAAGCAUUGACAACAAGGUGGAGGACGCUUCGUGAUCGGUAUGCAAAGGAGCGUCGAGAGAUAGAAGUUUCGCAAAGAUCAGGAGCAGAGCCUACGGAUUAUACUCCUUGGGAAUAUUCGGACCAGAUGGAAUUUUUGAAGGACCAUGUUAGUCGAAGAGCAACUACCAGCAAUUACGAUACCGGCACAAAGGAGCUGGCGAACAUGGUAGAAGAAUACCUAGAGGUAGAAGAAAGUACACCAGAACCACCGCGAAGCUCGAUGUCCAAGAAAUGCAAGGCGGAUGUUCUGGAUGAUAAAAUGUCUGCGGUCUUAGACCGUUUUAUGGACGAACAAACUCAACUGCGGCAUACUCAUUUCGCGCAGCUGAUGAAUGCAAAGCUAUCAGCCAUGCCGAUCGAUAAGGCUAAUCGUUUGGAAGCCGUUAUUCUAAACAUCUUGUAUACGGUUGAAGAAGACUAA
Molecule: messenger RNA, 3534 nt
Organism: Armigeres subalbatus
Lineage: Eukaryota; Metazoa; Arthropoda; Insecta; Diptera; Culicidae
Exons: 13
Coding region: 1-3534 (1177 amino acids)
Cellular component (GO): membrane
Molecular function (GO): ligand-gated monoatomic ion channel activity
Source: RefSeq, a predicted model, not a curated record